AUGGUGAUAGUUACGAAAUCAAUCUGUGCAUCAAUAGGCGUUGUUCUGAAGAACGCAAGGAUGACAAAAAAGAGUAAAAGGAAUGUGAAUGUGGACGAUGACGUUGUUCGACUUCCGGCUGGUAGUUUUUCCAAACUCUUGGCUGGUUGUGAUUACGAAGCCAAGGCCAACGAUCCUAUUUUGUUGCAUCCAGCGACAGGGGCUAAGACAUGUGCCGAGUCAUUCAAGGAGGGGUGUCCGAUUAAUCAAAUAAGUGACCUGGUCCAAGAUCAAAAUGGGUUUGGUCAUGGUUCACUGCCUACUGUAACUGGGAAGCUUAGUGAUGUUAGACCACUUUUGCGAGAUAACGUUGAGAACAACCAGAGAGAUGCACAGCAGAAAAGAGAGAAUAAAUUGCAAAAAGUUUAUCAUAUUCCUAUUCAUAAUGACCCUAUCUUCCCACCAACCUCCUUGCAGCUUGAAGUUGUCACUGGCGCUGCAAUCAAUUGGAGACAGGACCCAGAUAACCAAUUGAAAAAGGAGCAGGAUGAUCGUGGUCAGGAAUUUGACAUGCGUCAAGGACUCAAUGUUGAUCGAGUUCAAUCCUCUUUAUUGAGUGAGAAACCAUGCACUGAAAGACCCAUUUCACUCAACAUAACGACGUAUGCAUUUUCAGUUGGUGUCUCAACUUCUUCACUUUUGUCUGUGGAUAGUAGCAUGGACUCCUGUCAUAGUUCAAUGCCGUCAACGAUCGACAUGGCCCCUUCUCAUGGUUCAGAAUCCAAUAAAAGUGGCAAGGGUUGGAUGUGUAGUGUUUUCCCACACACAGUCUAUGAACGCGCACAUGGACCCACUAGCGGGCUCGUAUACAUACCCCUGAGUUUGGCUUGGUUGGGCACAAUGUGUUAACACGUCGUCCGAUGCCACAGAAAAAGAAAGGUCCGAUGAUAUCAUGGCGAACAUAAAUAUCGAUGGUACGCAUCUGUACUAACAUAACAUAACAGGGAAGUAUCCUAAUGCAUAUGACAUGCAUAUAUGCAUGAGAUCCUCAGGAUUUACAUUCAUAGCAUUGCAUUAACAUCACUCCCUUUCUCCUUUCAUCCAUGACAUAUUACAUAAUAUGCAUCAUGUAUACAUGACAGUCAUCACAUAAUCCAUCCCAUAUUUUUACAUGGGAAGACAUAACAUGACAUAGAGAGUUCUUUUCUAUUCUAAUUAGUAUUAGAUUAGUAUUAGUUAGUGAUCUCGGCUUAGUGAGUCCUUUCUUCCGUGAUGAACUGUUGGCACCAGUCCUCCAUUUUGUCUCUGUGGAUUGAGAAGAAAGGGGACUCGGCGGCAAGAGGAUUGUAACAUGAAAAAAGCAAGGAGGUCAACCUCUUUCAAAUAUACAACAUGGAUUCUGUAAUGGAUUGUAACAUGAGAGAAGAGGAUUGUAACAUGUUAGAAGAGGGUAGUUCAACUUCAUUUCAUUCGCAACAUGUAAUGGAUUUCAUUCACCUAAUUACCACGUGAGUGUUUUUUUCCUGAUCAUCUUUUCCUUUUCGUACAAAUUCAUCAUCAAUUACACACUUGCCCUUAUCCGUUGGUGUUUUUUUGUGAUGAAGUGAAUCCCCUCUCAGUGUUUAUCUACAUUUCCAUUAGAGAAAUCACCCUCUUGAGCUUCCUCUCGAAUCAGUGUUUAUCCACAUUUCCAUUAGAGAAAUCACCCUCGGAAUUCACUGCUUUGAUACAAAAAUUAAUAGGCCUUGCUCAACCAUUUCCUUAAUGACCAGAAAGGUAACAAGUAUAGUUUAGAGAGCUUCCCACCUCUCCCCAUUCUCAUAGAGAAUAGCCAAAACAGCCAUUAGCGAAAAGAUACCCCUCCGUCAAGCAAACAACUAUAUGCUCUAUUUCCCGUGCCUCUCGUCCAACUAACAAAAUCCCUUGGACCCACACAACCAUCCAAGCACACCCUCUUCACGUACCCAUGCUCCUCUUCUAACUAACAAAAUUCCUUGGGUCUACAGUCAUUCAAGCAAACCCUUCUCAUGUACCCCUACUCUCCCUCCCGCACCUACGUGUAUAGACUCUCGUAAUAGGGGGUCUAUAGAAUUUUCAGUCAUAAUUACUUUGGGCAGGAGGCUGAAGAAUGACGAGGGUUAACCGUUCCUGAUAAAGAUCACGGUGUUCCAAAUGUUCCAACUGGACCUAUUACACGAUCCAAGGCCAAGAAGAUUCAACAAGUAUUCAUUCUUCAUCUACAAAAUUGGAUUGACUCAGUUCAACCAUUAUUUCAUGUGUUACAAGCUGAUUCGAUUGAGGAAGGAUCAUUUGAAGCUUUGGAAGUGAAUAUUUGCACGGUUGAAGUAGCGAAUGAUAUUGCUAUAAAUUGCAUUUGAUUGAUAAGUUAUUAGAAAACUUUAUUUAUUAUUUUUAAUUUCAUAAUUUCUUGUAAUAGGAAAAAGGGUGGGGGAAGUUAUGUGUUACAAGCUGAUUCGAUUGAGGAAGGAUCAUUUGAAGCUUUGGAAGUGAAUAUUUGCACGGUUGAAGUAGCGAAUGAUAUUGCUAUAAAUUGCAUUUGAUUGAUAAGUUAUUAGAAAACUUUAUUUAUUAUUUUUAAUUUCAUAAUUUCUUGUAAUAGGAAAAAGGGUGGGGGAAGUUAUUUGUCAAAGCGACUCCAUUUUGUAGGGGAGUGGAAGUAAAUUAUGGCUAUUAACUUCGCAUUUGAAGAGUUCAAAGUUUCUUUUGUGGAGAGACUAUAAAUACCUACAAAUUACUAUGUAGAGCAUC
This is a messenger RNA of Cucurbita moschata (crookneck pumpkin), 2748 nucleotides long. RefSeq lists its product as uncharacterized. NCBI's taxonomy places the organism in Eukaryota, Viridiplantae, Streptophyta, Magnoliopsida, Cucurbitales, Cucurbitaceae. The record is from RefSeq and is a predicted model, not a curated record. The transcript is spliced from 8 exons. The coding region runs from base 1 to 888 and encodes 295 amino acids.